Closterium sp. NIES-65 is the source of this 1842-nucleotide messenger RNA. The record is from the annotation of a GenBank genome assembly. NCBI's taxonomy places the organism in Eukaryota, Viridiplantae, Streptophyta, Zygnematophyceae, Desmidiales, Closteriaceae.
AUGCCUCUCUUUUCCGCGCAUUCACUCUCCCCUCCUCUCCUCUCCUCCACACCCCUCCCCCUACCUCCACCACUCUUUCCACCUCUUUUUUCCAACCAGGAGCCAAAGGUUCGUGUGCCCCCGGCGCCCCUCCUCUUCUCCCCCAUUCUCAACGCAUCCCUGCCAACCACCUUCCUCCACCUCAUUCCCCGCCGUUACCGCCGCUUCCUUCCUGCUUUGGAUAGUGCCCACCCGCUCGUGCUAUCUGUUCCCGGGGAUGCUGCUCCCAAGCACGCUGUGUGCCUACGGGUGAGUCUUUUGAGCUACUCCCAACCCGCCCAGCCUAGAACAGGCCUUGACCACCGCUUCCUCCCCGGCUUAGAGAGCACCCAAACGCGCGUGCUCUCUGCUCCGGGGGAUGCUGCUCCCAAGCAUGCCGUGUUCCUGCGGGGGCGCGUGCUGCCCAGUCCCAGUGUUGCUGCUCGCAAGCACGCCGUGUGCCUGUGGGUAGCUGAGGAGUCCGAACCAGCAGUGGAGCUCUCUCUCUCCGAAGCCAUCUCAUCCCCUGUCACCGCACUCCACCUCUCCGGAACCACUGUCUUCGCCUCCACUCCCUCCACCACCAUCACAAGCACAAGCAGCAGCACAGAGAAUGAUGAUAUCACACACAAGGGGGCGGAUGCAGGUCUGGGGGCGCUGCUAGGGUUUGACGAUCCGUUUGCAGUGUUCCAUCUGGCAGCGAGAUUAGCCGCGUGGAGGAGCUGCUCCCUGCUUGCUCCACGCCUCCCCACGGGUGGAGACGCCGCCUUCCCUCCCUUUGCCCUCAAUCGUGCAUUGCCCUUCAGCCCCUCCCCCCUGCUUGCCCUUCAGCCCCUCCCCCCUGCUUACCCUUCAGCCCCUCCCCCCUGCUUACCCUUCAGCCCCUCCCCCCUGCUCCAAUUCCCCUCUCCCUCCCACCCUUACCCCCUCUCCAAGCUGCCCCACGUCUCCCCAAGGGCUAUAAGUCAUUUGCUCCCAAUCGCCCCUUUCCCCUUCCGUCCCUCUCCUUCCCUCCCAUUUGCUUCACCCCCCCCUUCUCCCUCCCAGCUGCCCCACGCCUCCCCAUGGGCAUCGCUGCUACUCAAGGCCACCCUUGGAGAUGCCGCCUUUCCUCCAUUUGCUCCGCCCGCCACCACCACCACGGCCACUGCCACCAGCACUGCUGCCAAAGCCUCUACUGCUGACACCAGUUCUUCAGUGGUGUGUUUUGAUCGCGUGGUGCUGCUGCGAGAUCCCGUGCUGCCUGCUGCUGCUGGUGAUGAUAAUCUCGAACAUUCAGAGCACGCUGCAGCCUCUGCCAUAGCUAAGGAGCAGCGGAGCAGCAGUGUUGAUGGUGGUGGCGGCAGAGGUGGCGGCAGCAGCAGUGGCAGUGGGGAUGCUGAUACAGGGCUUGGCUGUGACAGCCGUGCAGCCAUUGUCCGAUCAGCCCUACGCCAUACAUGCCGUCUCCAGCCGCCCGUCCGCUCCUCUCUAACCAUCCUCAUGUCUAACCCUCUCUCAUGCUCCCUCUUCCUCUUUCCCCCCCCUCUUCCUCUUUCCCCCACUUCUCCUCCCCCCCCUCUCCCCACCUCAGUCUCCAGCCGCCCUCUCCAGCCGCCCAUCCGCUCCUCUCUAACCAUCCUCAUUGCGGGUUCAGACGCCGCAUGGAGACAACACAUGCCGCCCCCCUUGCACCCCGCCAACCUGACUGCUGCCCUGCACAAGGAGUGCUCCCGUGCACAUCUGCCCUGUGAGGUGGUGCAAGCACAGGAGGGUGAUGACCCAUGCACCGAUCAGGUCAGUUCUGAGAUGCUGUUUCUACGCAUCUCAAAAGGACCAACCUGA